UCAAAAAUACUUUAUUGAUCUCAGAGGGAAAAUAGUUUAGUAAGGACCGUUUUCCUGAUAUAGAAAUAUAAAAUUAAGACCAGAAUAACCAUCGGUUUUCAAUAUCUAUUUGAAAAACUAAAAAAUGACCAAAAAGCAAACAAAUCUAUGGAGUUCAGCUGAGAUGUUUUUAUAAACRCAUGUAGCCGUCUGAUGUCACGUGACCUUGUUGCCAUGGCAGCACCUCGUGUUGAUGUUCUGACAGGACUGAGAGGAAACAGAUGAGAUAAAAACAGAUAAAACGGGUAAAAAUCAGAGGUUUGUUGUGUUUUUAAACCAACCUGCUGCUGUGGAGCCACCGGUGUAAAACCAUGCCGCCGAAGACUAAACAGAAGAAAGGCAGGAAAGGGAAGCUGUCAGAGGAGACGGACCGCUUUACCACCGAGGAAAUGUCAAAGGAUCAG
Messenger RNA from Austrofundulus limnaeus, 443 nucleotides. RefSeq names its product growth arrest-specific protein 8. The record is from RefSeq and is a predicted model, not a curated record. NCBI's taxonomy places the organism in Eukaryota, Metazoa, Chordata, Actinopteri, Cyprinodontiformes, Rivulidae. Gene Ontology annotation, molecular function: small GTPase binding; microtubule binding. Gene Ontology annotation, cellular component: Golgi apparatus; microtubule. Gene Ontology annotation, biological process: flagellated sperm motility.